CUUUCUCUCGCCGAGCGGCGCUCCUCAGCGGCAAGAUGGCGGCGGCGCAGCAGGGAGCCAGCGAUGGAGCCGCGCAGUUGUCGACGCCCGCGUCCGAUACUGACCCCCUCAGCCGCUUCACUUGUCCGGUGUGCCUGGAAGUGUUCGAAAAGCCGAUGCAGGUGCCCUGCGGACACGUCUUUUGCUCUGCAUGCCUGCAGGAAUGUCUGAAGCCGAAGAAACCUGUCUGUGGGGUGUGUCGCAGCGCUCUGGCACCUGGCGUCCGAGCUGUGGAGCUCGAGCGACAGAUCGAGAGCACAGAGACUUCUUGCCAUGGCUGCCGUAAGAAUUUCAUCCUAUCUAAGAUCCGAGCCCACGUGGCUUCAUGUUCCAAAUACCAGAAUUACAUCAUGGAAGGUGUGAAGGCUACCACCAAGGAUGCAUCCCUUCAGCCAAGAAAUAUCCCAAACCGGUACACCUUUCCUUGUCCUUACUGUCCUGAGAAGAACUUUGAUCAGGAAGGACUUGUGGAACACUGCAAACUGUCACACAGCACGGAUACCAAGUCUGUGGUUUGUCCCAUAUGUGCCUCUAUGCCUUGGGGAGACCCCAGCUACCGCAGUGCCAACUUCAUGGAACAUAUCCAACGCCGCCACCGCUUUUCCUAUGAUACUUUUGUGGAUUAUGAUGUUGAUGAAGAUGACAUGAUGAACCAGGUGUUGCAACGAUCCAUCAUUGACCAGUGAGCAGGGUCCUCACUGUCCACCUCAUUCUAGAGCUUCCAAUACGCAUUAGGUUGUGAGCCCUUGACUCUUACACCUCACAUGUAAUGCAGAUCUGGAAAUGAGCCAUGGCACUGGACGGGGUCACUUCUCCCAGAGUGACAAGGUCCUAGGGCAGAGCCCUGUUUUCUUUGGGCUCUUACUGACUUUGUCUUCCCCACUGGUAACCUUGUUUGUCCCAUGGUCUUCUCUCAUACACCUCAGAGCUUCUGUCCCUACAUUCAUCCUACUGCCCUGUGUUCGUCUCCUAGGUCCUCCUAGCCAGCCAGGCCCUUCCUUGGGCCGUGAAUAGCACAAUAAAAUAGGGACUCCUUUCCUUGGUCCUUGAGGUACCUGGGUUCUGCUGUGUACCAGGACAGGGCUGUGCUCAUCUUUUCCUCUUGGGUGACCUUGGGCUUUCACAAACUGAUGCUGGAAGUUUUGGUUACUGCUGUGUCCCUACACCUGUACAUCCAUAGAACUGAUGGCUUCUGUCUUAAAUGCCUGACAGUGCCUUUAUAGGAUAAGGUAUCACCAUAGAAAUGUAGUGGGAAUGUUGGGUAGCAAAGCUGGGGUGCAUUCAUCUGUAAGUGGGGAUAAAGUGGAGUAGUGUGGCUUUUGGUUCUCUGUCACUCUUGAGUGUUCCAGGUGGCUGGGUGCUGGGCCCCUCUGUUGGGUAUCUGCUGAUAGUCUUGCUCUGAAGAAUGAGAGCCCUUGGGUAAUGGGAGGAGGGAAGGCACUGACUAUUGUAUGUACUGCUUGGUAACUUGAUGAACCUGAGCAUUCCUGCUGUCCUACAGCCCUCCUUGCUCAAGUGUGUGUUUUAAAACCCUGCCUUUCAGUGCACAGGCUAUGGCAAAACCAGGGUCCUACCCACUUGUCUCUUCAAAGCCCCUGCUGGGAAGUUAAGGAAGCUAGGCCCCUGCCAAAGUUGAGAAAGGCAGUCUGCUGGAGGCUCUGUCGAGCAGCUGCUCUGCUCUAAACGCUGGAAGUCCAGCACAUUUACAGAGUACAGUAUGGGCACCACCAGGCCAAUCUGCAGAACAGACCCUCUGACAGACCUAGGGCUUGGGGGUAAGUCAUCUUUCCUGUCCUGUAGCUCUGGUGUAGCUGAGACUGCAUACACUAGUGUGCUUUUGACUCGUUCUUCCACUGAGGCCUCUGCCUGCCAGGAAGAGCUAGCUCAGAUCCUCCUAACCUGCAGAGUCGGGCAGAAUCACUUUCCCAGGGUUACUGUUGGAAGAGCCCAGACAUAACCACCUCUUCACUGUACCCUCUGGAAAGAUUUUCUCAGGAGACACCUGGAGGGAAGUCUGACUCAACCUUGACUUGAGGAACUGAGAAGAGCACAGCCAUACCACAGUGCAACAUGAACCUCUUGUCCUGUAUCACGUUCACUAACUAUUUCUAAUACAGCAACUUUCUGGAAAGUGUUGUGUUAUGUUCUGGCUUUUAAAAGGUGAAAUAUAAAUAAAUUUAUAAUUUAUCCAACCA
Microtus ochrogaster (prairie vole) is the source of this 2234-nucleotide messenger RNA. RefSeq names its product ring finger protein 114 (gene Rnf114). The record is from RefSeq and is a predicted model, not a curated record. Gene Ontology annotation, molecular function: ubiquitin protein ligase activity. NCBI's taxonomy places the organism in Eukaryota, Metazoa, Chordata, Mammalia, Rodentia, Cricetidae. Gene Ontology annotation, biological process: protein polyubiquitination; ubiquitin-dependent protein catabolic process.